AUGGUUUCAAACAAUGUUGUUCCGAUGAAGUUAGAAAGUUCUGACAGAAGAUAUGUAGUUGUCAGAACGUCAGAUUCUCAUAUGCAAGAUACAGAAUAUUUUGACGCUUUGUCAGAAUGUUUGACAUCUGACUUUUACAACCACUUGUUCUCAUAUUUCAUGACAUUAGAUAUUUCUAAGUUCAAUCCAAGACAAAUUCCACAUACCGAAGAGAGACAAACAUUGUUAGAAGCAAACAAGAGUGUAUAUGAACUGUUCAUAGAUGAAACUGACUUUGUGUCAUUAGAUGAAAGGUCAUUGUACGAUUCGUAUAAACAAUAUUGUCAAGAAUAUGGUUAUAUGGCAGCGUCUAAACGUACAUUCUUGGCAAAUGUCAAAAGUCUUUUAGAUGUUCAGAAUGGUGUAUAUACAAAGAAAAAUUUUUCUGAGUAA
Messenger RNA from Trichomonas vaginalis G3, 432 nucleotides. Its product is annotated as Poxvirus D5 protein-like family. The coding region runs from base 1 to 432 and encodes 143 amino acids. The transcript has a single exon. Lineage: Eukaryota; Parabasalia; Trichomonadida; Trichomonadidae. The record is from RefSeq and is a predicted model, not a curated record.